Micromonas commoda is the source of this 1014-nucleotide messenger RNA. RefSeq lists its product with no specific name. The transcript is spliced from 3 exons. NCBI's taxonomy places the organism in Eukaryota, Viridiplantae, Chlorophyta, Mamiellophyceae, Mamiellales, Mamiellaceae. The coding region runs from base 1 to 1014 and encodes 337 amino acids. The record is from RefSeq and is a predicted model, not a curated record.
AUGAUCGUCACCGCAGCCGCACCCGUCGAGGUCGCGGUCCCCUCCGACCCCGAGCCCCCCGUCACGCCCUCGGGCUCCGUCAACGACAGCGUGAAUUCUCUCGACACUCGCCUCGACCCCGCGAUACGCGCGUUCGCCCCCGAGUCGUUGAAGCGCCCGCCCGAGCACAUAUUCCUCGGGCGCGACAACGCCACCGGGCGCUUCAACGAGUGGCUUCAAAACCGCUACGGUCUCGACGUGGGCGCGCCCAUCUUCCGCGAGAGUUACGAGUCCUUCGGCCCCGCGCACCGGCUCACGCACAGGUGCAACUUCGUCGUGCACAGCGAGGACAUGGGCCUCCGCAAGGCGGUCACGUCGGACUACUGCGUGAACGUCAAGGCGGCAAAGAAGCACGCGUGUGCGCUGAUGCACGAGUGGUUCCUGUCGCGCGAGGCGGAUCCCACCGCGCCCUACCCGCCUCCCCCGCCCGGCCGCGGCGGUCAGGCGGUCGAGGCAAUGAUCGGUGACGCCGUGCUGAAGCUCUUGCUCGUCCAGCACCACGUCGACCACCAUCGCUUCGAGUCAAACGGCCGGGACGAACCGGACCCGGGUCCCCUCAACCAGGCAGGCACCAACAAGUUCCUCUACCAGCGCCACAUCCAGCUCUCGCGCGAGUGCGCGCUGCCCAGGGGCCUGCCCCCGCCCAAGGGACACGCGCACGCGGACCCGACCGCGUUUGAGGCUUGGAUCGCCCGCGUCUUCGAGGAGCGAGGUCGGAGCCUCGUGGAGUGCGCCAAGGCGGUGCUCCCCGCGCUGGGCGUCGAGCCGCCGUUCCUGUUCGACAGGAACCCGAACAAGGAGGACGAUUCGUCAUUAUCGGAUUCCGACGACGACAUGGACGCCGAGACGCCGGACGACGAAGCCGUCGAGGCCGUCGAGGUGAUUGACGCCGCCGUCGACGAGGCGAUCGACGCCGCCGUCGAGGCGAGCUGCGAGACCGAGACCGAGGGCAUCGAGGUGGAGCCCGAGGCGUGA